Molecule: messenger RNA, 1284 nt
Organism: Helobdella robusta
Lineage: Eukaryota; Metazoa; Annelida; Clitellata; Rhynchobdellida; Glossiphoniidae
Exons: 7
Coding region: 1-1284 (427 amino acids)
Source: RefSeq, a predicted model, not a curated record
AUGCCCGUACCAUCAAUGGGGUGGGCCAACUUUUUGCCACCAAGGUCGCUGCGGGCCUUAGUUUGCCCAUACCAGCACUACGUGGAAACUCAUUUGCAACCGGUUUCUAAUGAAAGCCCGUGGCUGUCGCAACAAGGACAGCAGCAGCCACAUCAACUACAACAACCACAUCAACCAUAUCAGUCACAACAACCGCAACAACCGCAAAAUCAACAACUAUCACAGCCACAUCAACAACAUAAACAACCGGACGAACAGUCAACUACGUCAUUUCCGUUUCCGACCAGCUCGGCUUGCACUGUACCACCGCAAACAAAACCAAAGACACUGAAAAGUAUUCUCCGUCCAUCCGUCUGCCAAACCGUUUCCGCAAUGCCCAUUCCUCUGACAUCAGAAGGACCCAACCAAUCAAACGCCACCAAGUGGGAUGACGUCAUCAAUAGACAGCAGUUCGACCAAUCAUAUUACUGCACGCUGCGCCAGCAAAACGAAUUGACAGCUGCUCUUUUCUCGCAGCACUACAUCAACCAAAACACAAACAACAACAUCAACGACAACAACAGAAACAGUUGCAGCAACGACAUCAACAACAGCAACAACAACAAUUUCAGUAUUUACAGCAAUUUCCCGCCAAAUCCGCCCCCACCUUAUCAACCAAAACCCCAAACAAAUCCAAAAACCGUUUCGAAGAGAAAGGCGUCAAUGCCACAACAACAGCCACAACAACUACAACAGCAACAACCACAACAACACGUCCAGCAACCUCGUCAACAUCAACAACAAUUCAUGCUUGGUAACACUGGGUUGACAAAUUUUAACACUGUACCAAAAAAUUUGAAUUGUUCACGGCAGCAAAAAAUAGUGAAGCAGCAACAAAUGCAGCCACAACCACUACAACAACCACACCAGCAACAACCACAAAUCAUUCAUACAUUCAACUGCAACAACAGCAUUUUCAGCAACCACCGCUACAAAAACUGCCACAGCCACAUCAACCGCAACAACAACCACAACAGUCACAAAAGUUGCGUUUUCAAGCACCUCAACAGAUCAGUCACCAUCAACCAAAUUCACCACCAAUCCCACAACAAUUGCAACAACAACAACAGCGUCAACAACAUCCACACUAUACCAUUGACAAUGACCAAAAAUAAUCAUUUUCAUCUUCACCAUCAUCCUUAUUACGUCAUCGUAAUCUGCGUCAUGACCAUCGUGACGUCAUUGAACACGUCACAAGAAGACUCGCCAUUUGUUAGUGCGCGCUUUCGAACGAUUGCUUUAUGA